AUGUGCGACGGCGAUGGACUUUCAGAGUCGAUUCAUGAAGCUGCGAUGAGCGUCAUAAACAGCGAAGAAUUCAGGCACGUUUUCAAUCAGCACCAGGAGAGCGACUUUAUUGAGGAGGAUGAAAUCGAUGAUGAUGAUGAUGAUUUGGAUGACGAUUAUGUGAUUCCACCGAAGCGGAAGGUGAACAGAAUCCUUUUUACUCUUCGUUCUCGCGACGUUACAAGAAUUGAAGAAUGCUCAUCGUCUGAUGCAAGCCCACAGAAAAAGAGGCCGUCUGACAUGUCGGCUAUCUGGCGGACUAUCAAUGAAGCAACGUCCAUGUUCCGUGGACGCCAUGACCCCGUAUCUAUCGAAUCUAUGCGCGUGCUUUCUCACCUAGCUUCCGACGCGGAAACCGCUCUGGACCGAAUCCAAUUGCUGGCGUAUAAGGCACAUAAGGCAGACGAUGAGGAGGUUUAUGAGCAGGAGGAGGAGGAGGAGGAGGAGAAUGGCAAUUUAUAA
Messenger RNA from Gamsiella multidivaricata, 501 nucleotides. RefSeq lists its product as uncharacterized. The transcript has a single exon. The coding region runs from base 1 to 501 and encodes 166 amino acids. NCBI's taxonomy places the organism in Eukaryota, Fungi, Mortierellomycota, Mortierellomycetes, Mortierellales, Mortierellaceae. The record is from RefSeq and is a predicted model, not a curated record.